AUGACGAACAAUAACCCGUCAAGUCCCGACCGAACAAACCCCGCAGGUGGGAGUAACGGCAACGAAUGCAAGCCAUCCCCUCGCACCGAGUCCGCCGGAAAGGUCGCAACGGACCAGACUGGCCGUGACAAGGAGAAUACCUCUAUCGACGAGUCGGGUGUCACACCGAGCGAAGUCAAUUUCGAAGAAAUCUUCGCACGCGUUGAGAAGGAGAAUAAAGAGAUGACCAAGGAGCAGCUCGAGGCCAAGUACCCUUGGAUGAAACAAUCACCACCGAGGACAGUCAACUCCAAUGUGGCAAUGGCUGUAGUGGAUGAACUAUUUGAUGGCUCGGACCGCGAGAAUGACUGA
This is a messenger RNA of Hirsutella rhossiliensis, 351 nucleotides long. RefSeq lists its product as uncharacterized. NCBI's taxonomy places the organism in Eukaryota, Fungi, Ascomycota, Sordariomycetes, Hypocreales, Ophiocordycipitaceae. The record is from RefSeq and is a predicted model, not a curated record. The transcript is spliced from 2 exons. The coding region runs from base 1 to 351 and encodes 116 amino acids.